CCCACGCCCGCCCAAACCUUCAAUUUUCCCUCACCAACCCACCGACCGGCCCUUGAGCGACCGCGUUUCGUCUCAAUCGCUCUCUUUGGCGACGGCGGACUUGUUUUCUCUGGCCAUGGUGCCAUGUCAUUCUUUUUAACUCCAUCUAUGAUACACAACCACCAGUCAUUCUUUUUUAAACCGAGAUUCACCAACUCCACAUUUAUUUGACGAUCUCGGGAUUUGAGACCCGCGACGAUCCAUUCCAUUCACUUCAGUCGCAGCCAUGCGCUGCGCACUUCGCUUUUUCUCGGGCUUGCUCGCCGCCACCACCACAGCACACGCGGCCGGCCGGACGGUUUGGGCAACUCCCCAUGAGAGUUACUCGUCUUCUGUCGGCGUGUUAGGUUGCAAGGUCGACACCAACCGCAUCGCAUACUGGCCGGCCUCGGUAGGCUGCACCAACAUCUGUGUGUCGCUAAGCCACGAAGGGAGGACGGUCCAUCUUUUGCGCAUCGAUCAGUCCCAGGGCGCCUAUGACGUGAGCUACGAUGCCUGGAACUACCUCGUCACCGGAUACUCGGCGACUGAGAGGCCUACGACCGGCGGCGCCAUCGCCAUGCAGUACGAGGACGCCGACCCGUCCGCAUGCGCCGAUCUAAUUCACACCGACGGCAACAAACUACCGCUGAGCGCAUCCAACAGCAUGAAUUACCUUGCCGACUGCCUGUCUCGGGACACGUGGGUUGGCAAGAACCAUGUUCUUUACAACAUCCUUGAUCCCAUCUGCUCGUGGGGCAACGACGAGGUUUGCGAGCUCGACUGGCCGACAGCCAACCAAGCGGCAUGCCCUACUCAGCUGGGCACGCCGUCCGUCCUGAGCGACGCGCCGGUCUACAACAUCCAGUACGUGACCGGGAACAAGGUCCUGGCAUCCAACGGGCAGGUUGUCGCCAGCGGCGGAGCAAGCAUCAGCCCACCGUCGGAUCUGGGCCAAAAGUCGGCUGGGUGGAUUGCGAGAGGUAACGCGGUGCCGGUGGUGGCUAUGAGUAUGUUUGCCUAUUGGAUUCUCGGCGGGAUAUAACCUCGACACACACGUGGUGUCGGGCUUUAUUUUGGGAUGGUGCUGUUGAUUUUGGAUACCCCUUUUGCGCAUGAAUAUACGCUUAUGAUGAUGGACCUGAUGUCUACCCGCAAACC
Molecule: messenger RNA, 1179 nt
Organism: Chaetomium fimeti
Lineage: Eukaryota; Fungi; Ascomycota; Sordariomycetes; Sordariales; Chaetomiaceae
Exons: 1
Coding region: 266-1063 (265 amino acids)
Source: RefSeq, a predicted model, not a curated record